CUAAAAAUAAAAUAGAGGAGAAGAAGGGGUGGCUAUGGAUUAAGGAGGAAAUGAAGGGAACGGGAAAAGAGGGGGAUGCAGUGUAUAUAAAAGAGGGAGUUGUAACGAAAGAAAGUUGCAUUUCGUUGCCACCCAUACAAGUUGUGAUUUGUGAAGGCGUUUCCGCAAUCCUAUGGCGAAGAUAUCAUCAUUUGUUUUGGUAUUUUCAGUGGUGUUGGGUCUGGCAUUGCCUUCAGUGUUGGGCCAGGAUGAUUCGUGGAAGGAUCUGUUGGGCCAGGGAGGCUUCACUGCAGAUUCCAUUGGCGAGGCCCAGAAGGCUAUGGGUGCUGCUGCGGCCCAAGCAGCUGUAAAUAACUAUUUUGGAGGCUUUGGUGGAGGAGACGACGACGACUCUUCUGAUGCUGAUGAUUCCGACCAAGGAGAAGCUUCUUCCUUGGCUGACCUUUUAGACUCCGCCGACAACAUUAGCAGCGAUGCAGGGAUUUCGCCCUCAGGGUCAGUAGUAGACUCACCGGUUGGAUCACCAGAAGAUUUACCAUCAGAUUCAGAUGAAUUUGAUGACAGUGAUGCUUCGCCUGUGGGAGCCCCAGAAGGUUCAUUCUCACCAGCAGGGGCACCGCUAAGUUCAGCUGAGGAGGAGGAGGAGUCACCUAUGGAAGCACCAACAAGCUAUGCCCCAGUGGAAGCACCCAUAGAAGCACCAACAGAAUCACCCGAAUUGGCACCCACAUCAGAAACACCUGAAUCAAAUGCACCCGUGGAGGCACCCCAAGAGGCAGAGGAACAAGACGAAUGGGCACCAACAUAUGCACCAACAUAUGCACCUAUGGGAGAACCAGAUGAUGAAAACAAUGAAGACGAUACACAAACGCCACCAUCAAGUGCUCCCACUCAGCCACUUGACGAAGACCUAUUAGAUGACCUUGACGAAACGCAAUAGCAACAUUGAUUCACAUCACAUACACCAAUUACAUAUAUAUUAUUGGAGUUCCAGGGUGAUACAUACUUAUAUAUAUUGUCAUUGGUUGCGACACCUUAAAGGUGCCCCCUAACAAUUCAGACCAUCUCACUCACCCUACUGGGGCAAUUGUUGUAACAAAUGUGCCUAAUUCUUGUUCCCAUGCGUAUAUACGUGCCUACAUAUAAAUGAUAUAUAUACUUUCUUGUGCCCAGUUUCAUUAAUCA
Molecule: messenger RNA, 1185 nt
Organism: Cajanus cajan (pigeon pea)
Lineage: Eukaryota; Viridiplantae; Streptophyta; Magnoliopsida; Fabales; Fabaceae
Source: RefSeq, a predicted model, not a curated record